Molecule: messenger RNA, 1187 nt
Organism: Xylona heveae TC161
Lineage: Eukaryota; Fungi; Ascomycota; Xylonomycetes; Xylonales; Xylonaceae
Exons: 5
Coding region: 1-864 (287 amino acids)
Biological process (GO): vesicle-mediated transport
Molecular function (GO): protein-macromolecule adaptor activity
Source: RefSeq, a predicted model, not a curated record
AUGGAAGUUUCAAAUCCGCGUAGACUUUUAACGAUUCAGCAGCCCAAUGCGGAUGCACUUGCGUUUUUGAAAGAACUCACCGGAAGUACCCCAGAACAGUCAGGCGACUCGCUAGCUGGUCUCUCGCAUAGUUGGAAGAUCAACACGCAAUAUUACACGGCGACUAUCCCGAUAUGGAUUGACGAAAUCAUCUCAGCGGAAGAGUGGUCCCGCGAGUGGCUCAAGCCCGAGGCCAAGGAAGUUUUGGAAGUCCUUGGUGCGAUUGUGUUGUGUUUCCGGACGCCUGUUUCUGUCAACGAGUUGGGUGACGUGAAAGCUUCGAUUAAAGCUAUUGGUCAAGUCGUUGGCUCGGGCUCUGGCUACUCUUGGGACGGAAUAUGUCUGGCCGUGGAGAUGCAACGGUCAAUUGCCACGACGGAUUCGGCGGUUCAGCUCCCUACUGCCGAGGAAUGGGAUGAUUCUUGCCAGGAUCACGGGUUUGAGUAUGUUGAUCUUAAUGCAAAAGGGAGGAAUGAAUUUGGUGAACCGGUUGGACUCCCCCGUGUGAUCGAAGCGCUAGAAGCCAAUGACUGGGCUGCUCCCCAGCUCGGGCUAGGAGAUGAAGACGACGAGCAUGAAGACCCAGAAGCCAAUACCGGUUUUGAUGCUGAAGCUACAGAGGUCGAAGGCGAAGUCUUUGGCCUCAAAAACGCUCUUCGGGAAGCUUUAGAAGACCAUGAUGGCCAGGCAGGGGAUGAUGAAGAAGGUCAAGUAGAGGACCUCGAUGCUCUAUUUGGACAUGUACUUGCUAUAAGGGAUUCCACUGCUCACCUUCCGCCAGAAGAGCGGAAAAAGGCAGUCAGAGACAUGCUGGGUGGUUUAUGAUCCAAGCGCGUUGAAAUCCAACAGACUGGGACCAGUUUAUUCACGGGAGAAUGAGAGGUCUUCGAUAUGCAAAUUAUGCAUUUCUCAAGAAGGGACAAGCACCAUAGCAUCAUAGCUACUUCGAGCGUAUUUGGAUGCGGAACAUCACCGCCGCACCGCCCCAACUCGAGAAACAAGAAUUGUUUCUCUUCUUAUAGGCACAAUCUGCUCUUCUUUCUCGGUUACUCCUGCUGAAAGACUUGCGGGAUACCACGUUGCUGGACCUGAACUCUAUGGCCAAAAGCAGACGUCAUUGCGGAAUGCUCACGGCAUCCUUUCUCAAC